This is a messenger RNA of Octopus sinensis (East Asian common octopus), 583 nucleotides long. Its product is annotated as probable Bax inhibitor 1. Lineage: Eukaryota; Metazoa; Mollusca; Cephalopoda; Octopoda; Octopodidae. The record is from RefSeq and is a predicted model, not a curated record. Gene Ontology annotation, cellular component: membrane. The transcript is spliced from 2 exons.
AUAUUUCACUGGCUCUUUGGUCUUCCUAUUCAGUUCUCUCUACUUGGCAUUCACAACAUUCGAUAAGGCUACUGAAGGAAGACGCCUGUCUGUAUUUUUGGGUGCUGCCUUCUCCAUGGGCGUGUCGAUCACUCCGUGGGUCAUGCGAGUCUAUGCGAUUGACCAAAGUGUUCUUAUCACUGGGUUUUUGAUAACCGCCGUUGUAUUUACUUGCUUCACUCUGGCGACUAUAAUGAGUGACUCUGUUCUCUACAUUUCAGGUCCUUUGGCUUCACUUUCUUUGGUUUCCCUCGGGCUUUUUGUGAUGCAGUUAUUCAACCGUAGUGUUGUUCUUAACAAGGUUGUGUUUAUUGUUUGUUUUUAGAUGCAUUUGUAUCUCAUUCUUGUGAUUGAUUCUCUGUUUGUCAUUUUUGAUACUCAAGUCAUUAUUUAUAAACGAGUUCGAUUUGGAGAUAAGGAUUACAUUUGGCAUUCGCUUGAGUUGUUCCUCGACUUUAUUCGUCUCUUCAAAACGGUCGUCACGGUUCUCCUACAAAAAAGGUUUCGGUUUUUUGAGUUAUUUCGUAGGGAGAAAGACGAGUAA